Cavia porcellus (domestic guinea pig) is the source of this 2134-nucleotide messenger RNA. RefSeq names its product even-skipped homeobox 2 (gene Evx2). The record is from RefSeq and is a predicted model, not a curated record. Gene Ontology annotation, biological process: regulation of transcription by RNA polymerase II. Gene Ontology annotation, molecular function: DNA-binding transcription factor activity, RNA polymerase II-specific; RNA polymerase II cis-regulatory region sequence-specific DNA binding. Lineage: Eukaryota; Metazoa; Chordata; Mammalia; Rodentia; Caviidae. Gene Ontology annotation, cellular component: nucleus. The transcript is spliced from 4 exons. The coding region runs from base 716 to 2134 and encodes 472 amino acids.
CCCGGGGUCCGCGAGCCUCUCCCCCUGCGCGCCUGGCGGCGGGCGGGCCCUGCGCGGCGGAGGUCGGAAGGGUGGGGCGCAGGCGCGGGAGGAGAUGAGGAGCGGCCCUCGCUGAAGAUUGAUCUUCGUUAAAAUGGUUGCCACCAGCGUCGUUAUGACCAUCAAAGUUAUCGCCAGGAGGCUCAGCCGCCAACCUCAGGCCGCGAGGAGCUGCAGCAAGCUGGGUCGGCGGCUGUGCGCUGCGGGGCUGAGCGCGGGGCGCACCCGGGGCCACAGGCCAAACCCCCGGGCGAGCAGCACUGGCUCGGAGCGGGCAAAGGACCGGAGCCUUCUUCCUCACUUCUUGUCUCCUCUCGUCUCCUACCUGGAUCUAUUUGUCUGCUCUGAAGCCGCCUUCAUUACCCACUGACAGGAGCGUGUAUUUAUUUGCUUAUAAACCUGUUACAAUAAAUGAUUAUUCGAACGGCGUCAUUCGUACCUUAAUGACGAGCGGGCGCUACUUUUUGAUGAAUGACAUCUCGGGCUCAGAAGGAUGUAUGGGUCAUUUUGACCAGUCAUUCCCUCGCUCUGGCAUCCCACAAUUUUUCCGCCUCCCUCCAAAAGAGAUAAUAAUAUUUAGAGGCGCUUUCUGGGACUGAAUGAGAAUUAGCCCUAGGCGCAGCCCAUCAUUAGGACGGGACAGCCUGGCCACUGUGACAUUUUUUAGAAAGCUGAGAUGAUGGAAAGAAUAAGAAAAGAGAUGAUUCUGAUGGAGAGAGGGCUCCACAGCCCCACGGCCGGCAAGAGGUUCUCCAAUUUGUCCGACUCGGCUGGCAGUGCUGUGCUCGAGGCCCUGGAAAAUUCACAGCACCCGGCUCGCCUCAGCCCGCGCCUACCGUCCGCCCCCCUGCACGGCGCUCUGGGAGAGCUCCCCGCCAAGGGCAAAUUCGAAAUAGACACUCUGUUCAACCUGCAGCACCCAGGCAGCGAAAGCACCGUCUCCUCCGAAAUCGCCUCCGCCACUGAGAGCCGCAAGAAGCCGGGCCAUUAUUCAGAGGCGGCCGCCGAGGCCGACAUGAGCAGCGACGUGGAGGUGGGAUGCUCGGCGCUGCGCUCGCCCGGCGGCCUGGCCGCCGCGCCGCUCAAGGAAAACAAUGGCAAAGGCUACACGGAGAGCGGCUCGGCGGCCGGCACCACGACGUCAGCGUCGGGCUCAGGCCUCGGUAGCCUGCAUGGAGGCGGCGGCGGCGGUGGCGGCGGAGGGGGUGCGGCGUUGGGCGGCUCUGGCUCCGGCGCGGAUCAGGUGCGGCGCUACCGCACGGCGUUCACCCGUGAGCAGAUCGCGCGCCUGGAGAAGGAGUUCUACCGGGAAAACUACGUGUCGCGUCCCCGCCGGUGCGAGCUGGCCGCGGCGCUUAACCUGCCCGAAACCACCAUCAAGGUGUGGUUCCAGAACCGGCGCAUGAAGGACAAGCGGCAGCGCCUGGCCAUGUCGUGGCCGCACCCGGCCGACCCCAGCUUCUACACCUACAUGAUGACGCACGCGGCCGCCACCGGAAGCCUGCCCUACCCCUUCCACUCGCACGUGCCGCUGCACUACUACCCGCACGUGGGCGUCACGGCCGCCGCGGCGGCGGCCGCAGCCUCGGGCGCGGCGGCCGCGGCGUCGUCGCCCUUCGCCACGUCCAUCCGCCCGCUGGACACCUUCCGCGCGCUGUCGCACCCCUACUCGCGGCCCGAGCUGCUGUGCAGCUUCCGCCACCCGGGGCUCUACCAGGCGCCCGCGGCCGCCGCGGGGCUCAACAGCGCGGCCUCGGCCGCGGCGGCCGCGGCGGCUGCCGCGGCGGCGGCCUCCUCCGCGGCGGCGGCCGGGGCGCCCCCCAGCGGCGGCUCGGCGCCCUGCUCGUGCCUCAGUUGCCACAGCAGUCAGUCGGCGGCGGCCGCCGCGGCGGCGGCUGCUGCGGCCCUCGGCUCCCGGGGCGGCGGGGCCGGCGGGGGCGGCGGCGGCGCGGGGGCCGCGGGCGGCUCGGACUUCGGCUGCAGCGGCGCCGCGCCGCGCUCCGAGAGCGGCUUCCUGCCCUACUCGGCCGCGGUCCUCAGCAAGACCGCGGUGAGUCCUCCGGACCAGAGGGACGAGGCGCCGCUGACCAGAUAA